AUGGAAGGCGAUCAAAAUUCGGAUCUCCCGUCAGGAGAGGAAAUCGUCAGCUCGCACGAACUAGCCGCAAUCAUCGACGAAGUCGACGCCCUUGUUUCCGAAAGCGACAAUGAAGCCCCUGAAAGCGCUGAUGUUCCAUAUUCUGAAGCAAAGGAGCCAGGAAAUGAUCCAGCCCAUGACUCUUCUGAAGUAGCAGUGGUAGAGAAGGCAAGAGAUGACGAAACGAAGCUAAUCCCUGACACUGAAUCGAUUCCCCCGCCUCAAACUGAAUCCGAAGAAAUUAAGAGGAUACCAGAAGAGAAGCUUUCCGACCCAAUCGUUGCCGAUUCUGAAAAAGUCACUGUAAAUCACGAUGAAGCAGAAGAUGUUGUCGAUCAUCCACUGUCUCCCACUCCUCUAAGACCAGAUUCGCAAGCGAAAAAAGAGCCGGAAAAGAACGCCGCUAUUUCCGAUCAAUCCAAAUCCAGCUCUCCAGAACCAUCCCUUGCCGAACCCGUCAAAUCCACCGAAUCAAAGCCGCCUCUCGCCGAUCCUCUUUCCAUGGACAACGAAGACCUUCAGCACGCAGGAAUCAUGGCCGAGCUAUCUCAGCUCAAAUCGGAACUGGCGAACGCGCACGCGAACAUCUUCCGCCUCAAAACGCAAGUUGAAAAUUUAAACGAACUGAAACCCAUCGCCGAGCACGUUGAAAAAGACGACGCUGAGCGAGCGCAAGCCGCUACUGUCAAAUCAAACGAACUAGUGCGUAAAAUCCAAAACCUGGAAAAAGAACGCAACGAUUCCGUGAUGAAAUAUGCAAUGGUCGAAAAACGAGUGCUGGACUCUUCGAGGGCCGCCGAAAACGCCACGAAAGAGGCGGCAAAAGCAAAGGCUAAUGAAGAUAAGAUGAAAAUCGAAGCUGAAAAGUGUCGGAAAACGGCGGCGCAGGCGACAAAGGACUGUAACGCGAUGAAGGAGCAGUUCGUUGCCAACUCGAAUGUACUCAAGUGGACGCAGGAAAAGCUGAAGAAAGAGACGCAAUCUUUGGAAGAGGAAAAGGCAAAGAAUUCGAAGCUGAUGCGGGACAUCAAAGAGUCCAAAGAGGAAACUGAACAAAUUCGAAACAACACCCAACAAAUCAUCGCUACCUAUCAGAAUUCGGAAGAAGUUCGCUCAAACUCGCUCGAUGGCGAGUUAAAAUCACUCAAGUUCAAAUACGAAGAGCUCCUUGAAGACAAUAAACAAAAAACCGAGAAGCUCUCCGAAAUCACGGAAACGCUAGCUAGGAACGCUCAACGGGCAAAAGAGGAUUUGACCGAGCUUGGAGCUAAGUAUGCGCAAGAGCAGCAGUUGUUAAAAGAAGUCACGGCCGAGCGCGACAAUUUGCUGGAAGAAGUAAACGGGGCAAAAGAAUGCGCCGCAGAUCGCCAGCAACAAGCUGAAACGCUCAAAACCCGCGAGGCCGAACUCCUUGCUUCAGUCCGCUCAUUGACAGAAAACAACGGUACCUUUCGACAGGAGCUUGAAGAGAAAUCAAAGCGGCUAGAGACGCUGGAAAAGUCAAACGCUGAAUACGAAGAGCUCAAGGGGAUUCAUGAAAAAGUCACGACUUCGCUGAAAGAGUUACGGGCUCAGUACGAGACCGAGAAAGUCGGAUCUGUUGAUGAGCUUGCAGCGGCGAAAAAAGCUGCUGAAGAUGCUAACAGCAGAGUCAAAGCACUAGAAAAGCAGAACCAAGCCAUCAAAAAAGAACUCCGACAAGCGCUGAAGAAAAACGAAUCCUCCGACGGGGAACUCACCAGAAGCUCAAGUCGUCUAAGUCUGGAUUCAAUGGGCGAGCAGCAGGGGCGUCCUGUGGUCGAGCCACAAAGCCCAGCAAUGAGCCGGACGCAGAGCAGAACGCAAAGUCCCCGCCCGAGGCUCGACACUGCCACUAAUGGCUUCGACGAUUACGGACUCUCGAAUAUCGACAAAAAAGAGCUGAUACAUCGACUUGUUGAAAAUCAAAAAGUCAAUGUCAAGAGAAACGAAAAGAUCGACUUCCUGAAUGACCACGUGAGUCAGCUGACGGAAGAGCUGAAAAAGAAGACAAAACUGUUGCAAAGCUUCAUGCUCAGGGAACAGCAUGGAAGGAUGAAGCCUCCUGGGGCGGAGCAAGAACUUGCGCAGAGGGUCAAUAGACUUCUCGCUGGAGCACAUGUCGUUGCACCAGAUAACUUGGACGUGGUCCUGGAAGUUAACCGUAAACUUCAAUUAGUUCUGGAAGACACUUUAUUAAAGAAUAUGAUGCAGCAGGACAAUAUAAAGAUGUUGGGCGAGGAAAUCGAUCGCCAGCACAGCUCCUGCCGCUGCAAGCCUAAUAGGAUGCAUCGCUGA
Molecule: messenger RNA, 2355 nt
Organism: Oikopleura dioica
Lineage: Eukaryota; Metazoa; Chordata; Appendicularia; Copelata; Oikopleuridae
Source: the annotation of a GenBank genome assembly